Molecule: messenger RNA, 2755 nt
Organism: Hibiscus syriacus
Lineage: Eukaryota; Viridiplantae; Streptophyta; Magnoliopsida; Malvales; Malvaceae
Product: glutamyl-tRNA(Gln) amidotransferase subunit A-like
Exons: 13
Coding region: 749-2626 (625 amino acids)
Molecular function (GO): catalytic activity
Source: RefSeq, a predicted model, not a curated record
UUUUGUUAUUUUUUCUUUUCUUUGGCAUUCGAACAAAACAGUAAAGAGGAGAAAGUAUAGUCUUACCUAGUUAGUCGAUUCUCGCCGGAGGAGGGUUUGAAGUCGUCGUCGGGUUGUGUUUGGCCGAGAGUCUUUGGCGUUUAGAGCCUCAUGGAGCGUCGGUUUCGACUUUCUAGAGGAGGAUGUGAGUUAGCUUAGAGUUUUGGGGUUCGUUUUUAGUAAGCCGAACACCAUGGGUGGUGGCCGGAGGAUUGAGGAGCGCCGUUGAGCGACGGUGUUGGCAAUUUGUUGGUCUCGGCCGAGAGAAAUUUCUGAGGAAGAUGUUUGAGUGGUCGUUUAGCUUUCUUACCUGAUUUUUUUUUUCUUUUAGAGCAGUGCAUGUAUAGAGCAUGAAGAUUGAAUGAAGAGGGAAAAUUAAAGAGAAAUGAUGAAUUUUGAUUAGUCAAAAACAAAAACCGUAAAGAAGGAAAAGAAAGAUCGGUCAAAAUGAUGCCAGGUUUAGGGUUUAAGCAAUAAGUGUUUUAUAUCAUGCAAAUUAAGUAAUGCAGAGGAGACAUGUGGCGCGAAUUUUAAAGCCCAAAUGCCGGUCAAGAAACAUGGCAGGCGAGCCGGUUGAAAUACUUUAAUCCACAGUUAAGUCAACGCCUUCACACUUGAGCUUAUCACAACUCAAAGCUUAAUUUAAGUUAAACCACGAGCAAGUUUAACUCGAAAAAUCCUUGGCGGUAUCCUAACAACCGCCGGUAACAUGGCGACUUGGUUCCUCGACAAGUGUCGGAACAUGUCAUCGAGGUGCUCGACACGUUUCAUGGCCUCCCUCGUUUCCCAGCUCUUCUUUUUCUUGGCCGUUUCAUGUGCAUAUUUACCAUCGGAGUCGGCUGUUUUACUACCUUCUCAUCGCCUUCUAGCAAGUAGCGCUCACAAAGAAAUGGACAGUGAAAAUGGCAGCCAAUGUUCGAAACGCAUUACUGAAGCUUCACAAAUUCGACCUGCAUUGCCUUUAUUGGAUGCCGAUUUCCUUAACGAUACUAAGGUUCUUGAGAUUGCGAAGGGUGCAAAAGAGUUCAAUGUCCCUAUAAUAAGAGCCAACAGGAAGUUAGUUGCUUCCGUUAAUGGAGGGCUGCAUAAUCAUUCUCCUUUGAUUUUUAAUCCCGAGUGGAGCACGGAGCAGUCACAAGGCAAGGCCAGCCGGUUUAAUCAUCCUUCACCAUCCGGCAUCCAAAGGCCAAAUAAUGAAGAAGAUAUAGCCUUUAUGAGUGUUCUCGAACUAGGAGAACUUAUUAAGAACAAACAGAUUACUUCUGAGGAGCUUACAGGAAUUUUUCUGAAGAGAUUGAGAAGAUACAAUCCAGUACUUGAAUCCGUGGUCACUAAUACCGAAGAUUUAGCUUACCAGCAAGCAAAAGCAGCAGACAAGUUGCUCUCUCAAGGAGUGUAUUUAGGACCUCUCCAUGGCAUCCCUUACGGAUUGAAGGAUAUAAUCUCGGUACCUCAUUACAAGACAACUUGGGGUUCAAAAACUUUCAAAAAUCAAGUGCUUAAUAUCGAUGCCUGGGUAUAUAAGAGGUUAAAAUCUGCAGGGGCAGUUCUUGUCGCAAAGCUUGUUUCCGGAUCACUGGCCUAUGAUGACAUCUGGUUUGGCGGUCGGACUAGGAACCCUUGGAACAUUGAGGAAUUCUCUACAGGCUCGUCAGCUGGGCCUGCUGCUUGCACCUCAGCAGGGAUGGUUCCGUUUGCAAUUGGUUCAGAAACAGCUGGUUCCAUUACUUACCCUGCUGCUCGGUGUGGUGUGACAGCAUUACGGCCAACUUUUGGUUCAGUUGGACGAACCGGUGUAAUGAGCAUAUCAGAAAGCUUGGACAAGCUCGGUCCAUUCUGCCGAUAUGCUGCUGAUUGUGCGAUUAUUCUGGAUGCCAUCCGAGGGAAAGAUCCAGAUGAUUCUUCUUCAAGAGACAUUCCCUUUGGUGACCCAUUCUCUGUUGAUAUCACAAAGCUUACAGUUGGUUAUCUUGAUGAUGCUGACAUGGAGGUUGUUCAUGUGCUUGAGUCGAAAGGUGUCAAGGCGGUUCCUUUCAAACUGAAGUACACUGUCGAUUCUGUUCAAGGCAUCCUAAAUUUCACAAUGGAUGUUGACAUGUUGGCUCACUUUGAUGAAUGGCAACGCUCUGGGAGGGAUGAUGAUUACGAAGCUCAAGAUCAAUGGCCCCUUGAGUUACGUCGUGCACGUGUAGUUUCAGCCGUAGAUUAUAUGCAGGCACAAAGAGCUCGAGGAAAGUUAAUCCAAGAAGUGAAAGAAAACUUCAACGUUGAUGCAUUCAUUGGAAAUGCAACUGAUUGGGAGCGAGUAUGCAUGGGAAAUCUUGUAGGUUUGCCGGUAACUGUUAUUCCGACAGGAUUCAAAAACAUAUCUAAUUCACCUCCAACCGGUACGCGUAGACGGACCACGGUCAACACCGGCAUUUAUGCUCCUCCUAACCACGAUCACAUUGCAUUAGCGUUGGCAAUGGCGUACCAGUCUGCCACAGAUCACCAUAAGAAGCGCCCCCCAAUCGAUGAUCUCGGACCAAAUGACAAGAUACCGAAUCCCUCCGCCGUUCCCAUUCCUCCUAGAAGCUUGCAUCUGUAAAAGAGUAUAUAUUAAGAAACCUUUCAGUGUUUACCGAUUCUGAAGCCAGCUUUGGACUGCAACGUGUUGUCUAAGAAUAAUAUCAUCACUGAAAAUGGAAUGAUUAAAUUGAUACCCCAUUUAGAGACU